AUGGCCCCGUCUCUUGAAAACGAUGAUUUUUCGCCAUCCGUGUUUGUGAGCUCAAACAAACCAAGUUUGGACAUCAGCUUUCAAGACUACCUUGAACUAUCCAAAGUUGUUUUUGACUGGGCCGACAGUUACGACUCCAAGGACUGGGGAAGACUAAGAGGAAUUAUUGCUCCAACAUUGACUGUCGAUUACACCGAAGUUGGGCUUCGGCGCUGGGAAUCAAUGAGCGCCGACGCUUUUAUGGAUAUGGUGACUGAUCCUGGAUUUUUGGGCGAUCCUACUGUUAAGACUCAGCACCUCUUGGGACAGACAUGGUGGGAGAAAAUCUCUGAUACCGAGGUUAUCGGUCAUCAUCAGCUUCGAGCUGCCCACCAGGUCUACACCGAUACGGACAUGAAAACUGUUAGAGUUAAAGGACAUGGUCAUGCCACAAAUGAACACUACUAUCGCAAGAUAGAUGGAGUGUGGAAGUUUGCUGGUCUGAAACCUACCGUUCGUUGGAAUGAGUAUCAAUUUGAGGAUGUCUUCAAGGCUUGUUACAAAUAG
Talaromyces atroroseus is the source of this 546-nucleotide messenger RNA. RefSeq names its product putative scytalone dehydratase. Bases 1 to 546 code for a protein of 181 amino acids. Gene Ontology annotation, molecular function: scytalone dehydratase activity. NCBI's taxonomy places the organism in Eukaryota, Fungi, Ascomycota, Eurotiomycetes, Eurotiales, Trichocomaceae. Gene Ontology annotation, biological process: melanin metabolic process. The transcript has 4 exons. The record is from RefSeq and is a predicted model, not a curated record.